This is a messenger RNA of Triplophysa dalaica, 10018 nucleotides long. It is a transcript of the gene atm, whose product is annotated as ATM serine/threonine kinase. NCBI's taxonomy places the organism in Eukaryota, Metazoa, Chordata, Actinopteri, Cypriniformes, Nemacheilidae. Gene Ontology annotation, molecular function: protein serine/threonine kinase activity; protein binding. The record is from RefSeq and is a predicted model, not a curated record. The coding region runs from base 189 to 9545 and encodes 3118 amino acids. The transcript is spliced from 62 exons. Gene Ontology annotation, biological process: DNA repair.
AGCUUCUCCGUCCGUCCGUUAGUUGGCAGUAAUGAGAACUUCAUGCGGCUCUCAAGCAGCAGAAGUGGAAGCCAGAAAAGUAGAAGGCGGGUCUGUCACAUGGGCACUGAGGAGCUGCUACGACACUUGUCAAACAGAUCACUGUACAUGUUGUUGUCAAUACACACCUGAUGAAUUGUCUCCUCUGAAUGACAAUGAGUCUGGUGCUGCACGAGCUGUUAGUGUGCUGUCGAGGACUAGACAAUGAUAAAGCUACAGAGAGAAAGAAAGAGGUGGAUCGGUUCAGGAGACUCAUCCGUGCGCCGGGGACGCUCGAGGAACUUGAUCGUUUGUCUGGAUGCAGAGCACCCAAGGGCUCUAAACAACUCACCUGGGAUGCAGUUUUCCGAUUCCUGCAGAGGUUUCUUCAGAAAGAGACAGAGCUCUUGCAAUCGGGGAAAGCCAAUGUUUCUGCCUCCACGCAGGCCAACCGGCAGAAAAAAAUGCAGGAAAUCAGCAGCCUGAUGAAGUUUUUCAUCAAAUGUGCCAAUCAACGUGGUCCAAAGUUAAAGUGUGGUGAAUUGAUGUCCCACGUGGUGGAGGUCCUACAGGGUCCGUUCAGCUGUGCGGCGUAUGGUGAAGACUACAGCUCUAUUCUCUUGAAGAACAUCUUAUCGGUUAGAAAAUACUGGUGUGAGAUGAACCAGCAACAGUGGCACAGUCUGUUGGAUCUGUAUUGUGGGCUUUUCAAUAAAAGCUCCAAGUAUAUAAACAGAGUCCAAGUGAGUCGGAUAAUCUUCACCGUGGUUCAGGGCUGUUGUCUUCAGGCUGAGGGGUUGUCCCACGGUCUCUUUAAGUUUUUCCGAAAGGCUCUAAGCAACACCAGGGCCGAAAAGCAGCUGAUGGUUCUGGAGAAUCUGGUAACGGCUGCCAACGUGUUUCUGCGUUCAGUGGUUCUGUCCAGCAGGAAAAGAGUGUGCGCUCUGGGUGAAGACGUUCUGCCGUCUAUGCUGUAUGUUUACACGCAGAUGAGACCCAUUUCAGUGCUCAAGGAAGAGUUAGUGAAGUUUUUCUACCUUCAGAUCUGCGUUCAUCAUCCCAAAGGAGCCAAGACUCCCGAGACAGGUGCUCAUGCGAAGGACUGGGUCAGAUGGCAGGGUCAGCUCUACACCCUUUAUGAAGCCCUCAUCAGUGAGAUCGGUCAGAUAGGAAGCAGAGGAAAGUAUGCCACAGGCUCUCGUCACAUAGCCGUCAAAGAAAACCUCAUUGAGCUGACGGCCGAUGUUUGCCACCAGUUGUUUAGUCAAGGCACUCAUGUUCAGGAAGUGACAUCAUCUCUGUAUCGGGAUACUCAGCGAGACAGUCCCCAGAACUGCAAGCGCAGGCGAAUUGAGCAGCCGUUGACAAACUGGGAGGUGAUUCGGUCGAAACUGCAGCCCAACCUUAGCGACUUCGAUACGAUACCCUGGUUACAGGUCACGGCCGCCCUGAUAUCAAAGUAUCCCUCCAUCUUGCCGGCCGAUGAGCUGGUGCCUCUGCUGGGGUUACUGUGCCAGCUCCAGGGUGAACAGCAGCGACGGGGAGAGAGAGGACCAUAUGUCCUGCGCUGUCUGAGGGAGGUGGCGCUCUGCCAUGCCUCAUGUCACUCAGCUGAAGUCAGCCGUCUGUGGGCCAAAGUUUGGGCACUGGCUCUGAGAGGAAUCGGUUCAGCUCAGACCGGGACUCUGUGUCUGGAACUGUUGCAUACCAUGGUGCAAGAAUCCCUGGUGCCGGUCGAUAGAGAGUUCUGGAAAGUCUUCUCUGGGGCUGUUUGCAAACCUUCUCUCACUAGUACCCUCUGCCUUACGCAGGCUCUGUUGAAGCACUCCGUUCCUAACAGCGUUCACAGCAGUGACUUCACUGGUGGCCUUCACAUGGAGACGGGUGGAGAGAUGCCCACCCUCAGAGACUCCAUCAUCAGCUGGCUGCUCAUGAAUGAACAGAGUGAGGAGACGGAGGACAACUGUAAACCUCACCUGAUUAUCACCAGGGAUUUCCCACUGCACCUCAUUCCUAGGAUUUUGGUGUCUUUGACACUUAAAGACAGCAGGGCAGGUGUGAUGUUUCUGAUGGGCAGUCUGUUGUCUGAGAGCUUCUCUGCUUCUAGUGUCCACACAGAGGAGAAAGAAAGUUUAGGGGAGGUGGAGAGUCUGUAUCUGCAGUUCAGUUUUGAUGACAUGCCUUCCUGCUCUACAGUAAAAGCUCGGGGAGAAAGUGUUUGUUUAGACAAGCCACAGUUCACUGUUAUUCAAACUCUCAGGACCAAACUGGAGACGAGUCUUCUGUCUGUGACUGAGCAACUCUUUAACUGCUACUCUCCUGAUGGUGUGAACGCUCCUCAUGAGUGUGUGUUACGCUGUGUGUUUCUGCUGACCGGAGUUCUCUCGGCAUACGUGUGUAUUGGGCUUCUCACGGAAGAACAGGCCUGUCACUCUCCACUCUUCCUCAAAGCCAAGGCACUGGUUCAAGAAUUUAGCCAUUACGUAUCGACAGCGAAGAGCAAACUUGCAGAGAAUGACACCAUCGCAACAAUUCAAACUGUCAUGCAGCUGUGCUCACAUAGUCUCAGCAAAAGAGAAAAGGAGGACAACGUUUACAGCAUCUCCCGCAAUUUAUUUAUGAAGACGCUGCCUGCAAGGUUGUUGAAUGAUCUGGGUGAUCUAUCGAAGCAGUUGCUGAGUAACUCGGGUAAAAAAGACGCGGUCAUGGAGAAUGAGCCAAUGGAUGAAGACAUGGAUGUUAGCAGGACCCAAAUCGACAAUCGGGAGGAAAUUGACCUGUUUGAAGACGGAGAUGGACCACACCACAACACCUCCAGACCGAACCAGCAUAAUGAAGAAGCUGGGGAUUCAAAGUUCAGCACAGGGGCAAAGAGCGCUUUAUCCGAGCAGCAUUUAGCUAAACAGGACUUAGCCUUCCUGUCUGUGCUUGGAUUCUUGUCACUGUGUGCGUCCUCGGAGCUCAACGGCAGGUUCUCUUUUAAACCUGUAGACACACAACGCAAGCUGCUGAAACUGCUGGACCUCACAGACUUCUCUCAGCCGUUACACCUCAACAUGUAUCUCACUUUGCUGAAGAAACUUCCAGCCGAGGUGGCAUCUUUGGCUCCUGAAGAAUGGGAUGCUCUUCUCAGACCUCUGGCUGAUGUUUGUUCUCUCUACCGACAAGACCAGGAAGUGUGUGCUGCCAUCUUGUGCGCUUUAAUCCCAGCCAUCAGUUGUGUGGGCCGCACGGCUCCUGAGAGCGAGCAGGAAGAUGAGAUGGCACAUGUGCGUGGAGCUCUGCUGAAGGUUAUGUCAGGUUUCUGUUUCUUGGGUAAAUCUGGCAAAUGCACUGCAGCUGUGAAGGCAGCGCUGGGCCAGUGUUUAGUGGCUUUGUUAGAGGCGGACCCGUGCUGUAAGUGGGCGGUUCUAACCGUGAAGGAGGAGAAUCUACCGGCAUCUGUGGUUCUUUUGGCAGAUCCCCAUCAUCACGUGUGCAUGCUGGCAGCGCUGUCUGUGGAGCGACUGUUUCUCAUAAAAAGAGGGGAUGGUGGAGAGAAGACAAUGCUACCUCUGAAGAGUCAGCAGAUGGCGUUUGAGAACAUUUACCUUAAGGCUCAGGAGCGAAUAAGGGGCCAGCAAAACUGUUCUCCUGAAGACGAGUCCGACGAGACGUUUAAUCGACGAGCGACCUUGUUAAAGAGCCUCUCGCUGGUGAUGUCCUGCAGCCCCGUGUGCGAGAAGCAAGCCCUUUUCGCUCUUUUGCAGUCCUACAAAGAGAACGCCGUCGACCAACAGCUCAUCACAAAGGUGCUGAGGGGAGUUUCUCGAGCGCUUGGGUAUAAGGACCCUGAAAGUUUGAUUCAUUCACACCUGUAUUACCUAGUGGCUGAGUGGCUUAACCAGACGCAAGCCGACUCGCGCUACACGCUAGAGUCCUUCCCCCACACACUGAUGGGCUACAGAGAUCUGGAAGAGUUUUACAGGUCGUCCUACAAUGUGCUGAUCCCACACCUGGUCUUUCUGAACGACUUUGAGGAGGUGAGGUCUAUCGGCGAUCAUCUUCGUCAGGACUGGAAGCAACUGCUGGCCAACUGCUUCCCCAAGAUCAUGGUGAACAUACUGCCACAUUUCGCCCUCGCCGGGCAAGAAGCUCAGGUGGCCCAACAGAGAGAGAAAGCCCACAGGGUGUAUGAUUUACUGAAAGACAGCAACUGCCUGGGAAAACAGCAAAUUGACAGUUUGAUUUGCAAUAACCUGCCUGACAUCGUGGUGGAGCUGUUGAUGACGCUGCAUGAGACGGCAGGAGGGCCAACAGCAGAUAAAGGAGACUUACAGAAGUUUACUGGAGAGUUAGAUCCAGCACCAAACCCUCCAUUCUUCAGCUCAUAUGUGAUCAGAGCCACGCUGGAUUACCUGAGCAAGUGUCACAGUGCCGGGAACAAGUCUCUGGUCACCAUACUGUCCAAGACACCAAUGUCCAUUCAGAAGAUCCUCGUAGCCAUUUGUCAGAAAGCAGCUGAGACCACCAACGCUUACGAGAGACACCGAAUCCUCAUGAUGUACCAUCUGUUUGUCGGCCUGUUGCUCAGAGAGGUGAAGGAUGGACUGGGCGGAGCUUGGGCCUUUGUGCUGCGAGAUAUCAUCUAUACACUCAUUCACCACAUUAACAGCAGAUCAUUUCAGCUGAAUGAGGUGUCCACACGUAGUCUCUCUCUGUGUUGUGACCUGCUGUCUCUGGUCUGUCAGACGGCUGUGGAAUACUGUGACGAUGCUCUGGAGAGCCACCUGCAGGUCAUUGUGGGUACUCUCACAGCACAGGUCACCCAACAGUCAGCCAUAUCCCAGCAGGUCCUUCGUCUGCUGAGAUUUUUAGUGAUGGAGAACCCAGAGAACCGGAUGUUGAAGAAAGCCAUACCCCUUCUGGAGCCUUUCCCCGACCGCCCGGCCUUCAGAGAGCUCAGAGCCGCCCAACAUGCUCUCAAGUACAACUCGGGAACAUUCACCCUCAGACAGGAAAUAGAGCAUUUUCUCUCUGUGACGUCAUGCGAUUCGCUGCCGUUGACGCGUCUGGAGGGAUUGAAAGAUUUGAAAAGGCAGCUUCACAGCCACAAACAGCAGAUAGUUCAGCUUCUGAGAGAAUGUCACGUUGACCCAUCGGGCUGUGUUCUGCUUAAGCUGGUUUUGAACCUUCUCCAGCUCUGCAAAAUCGCAGCCAACCACCCCGGCGGAAGAGACAUCCUGGAGGCUGUCGGUCGGUGCUUAGGGGAACUUGGACCUGUCGACUUGUCAACAAUAGCAUUGCAUCAUGGGAAGGAUCAGCUGUAUGCUAAGGCCGCUCGUUUGUUUCCCGAAGUUGCUAUUCAGUGGAUCUUCAUCAUUCUGAACUGCAUGGACAACGCACUCACACAUCACAGUAUUGCGGUGCGUCAGGCGGCUGGUGUGUGUCUAAAGAACAUCUUGGCCACCGAGUCUGCUCUUGAAUUCGGUCAAUUGAAGAGCAGUAAAAGGAACCCGAUGCUGGCGUACCUAAACCCCUUCCGCUCUGCCAAGAGACGGGAGCCCACCCUGACCGUGGAGGUGACCUCAGAGUCCAGAGAGAGACUGGACAGUCCUGACCUGUGGUCUGUGCAGCCCGGUGGACACAAGGACUGGUUGAAGAAUCUGUGUACGGCCUUGUUAGACAGCGGAGGAGUCCAGGAUGAGGCUCUGCUUCUCACCAGACCUCUCUGUGAGGUGAAAACCGAUUUUUGCCAGAGGAUGUUGCCGCUCUUCAUUCACGAUAUUCUUCUGGGAGAUGCGGAUGGGUCCUGGAGACAGCUCUUAUCCACACAUAUCCAGAGCUUCUUUAGUCAGUGCUGCAGACCCUCAACACCCACCAGCCGUCCCACCACCCCCAUGCUAUCAGACUCGGUUUUAACAGGGAAUACAGAUUUUGGGAACCAGGCCGCAGUAGAUAAGCCGUCUCUCCGAAGCAUGCUGACAGUCAUAGACUACCUCAGACAACAGGCUCGACCAGUGGCACAUGGAAGUAAUGAAUACGGGACAGUGUGCGAUUCAAACUUCUGGCUGGAUCUGAAUUAUCUGGAGGUGGCCGGAGCUGCUCAGUUGUGUUCUGCCCAUUUCACGGCUCUCCUGUACUCUGAGAUCUAUGUGGACAAGAUCAGAUCCAACAUGGAGCAGAGCCGAAGGUCACAGUCUCGAGCGUCGAGGAGGAUCACAUUUGAUGAGGCCAGCCAGACUCUGUCCAUUGGCACAGUUAAUGAAAAGAGUUUAGAAGACUCUGGCAUCAGUCUACAGGAUCUUCUCAUUGAAGUGUAUAGGUGCAUUGGAGAACCUGACAGUCUAUACGGGUGUGGAGAGGGCAAGUUAGUCAGUCCUCUGACUAGGAUUCGAACGUAUGAGCAUGAGGCCAUGUGGGAAAAAGCUUUGGUUUCAUAUGACCUUCACUCCAACCUCCCAGAGGUCACACGACAGAUCGGCAUAGUGGAGGUACGCAUGACCUCUGGUCUGGAUGCUUACAGACUAAACUCGGAUCAGGUGAGCGGUAUUGAGUUUGUGUUUUCACAGGCUCUGCAGAACUUUGGUUUGUCUAGUAUUCUGAGCACAUAUCUGCACGGGCUGGAGAGAGAGGGGGUGGAGUCCAGUCCUGAACUGAGAGAGCUGCGUUUUCAGGCUGCGUGGAGAAAUACACAGUGGGACUGUGAUCUGCCUGAAAGAACUGAGAAGCUGAAGCCUGGAAUCAAUGAGUCUCUAUUCAGCUCUCUUCAGGCUCUGAGGGAUAAAGAAUUCUCCCUGUUUGAGCAAACACUCAACUAUGCCAGAGGUCAUGAGGUGGAGGAGUUGUGUCGUGGCAGUCUGGAGGCUGCUUCUUCACUUUACCCUGCACUUUGUAACCUGCAGAGAAUCGCCGAACUCCAGAGUGUCCAGGAUCUUUUCGCAAGGCCUAUAACUGACUCCGCUCUGAAUGAGGUCUACGGGAAAUGGCAGCAACACUCAGAUCUCUUGACUGAUAGUGAUUUCAGUCUGGUUGAGCCCGUUUUAGCCCUGCGCUCUUCAAUACAGGAAAGCCUGAUUUCCUCAGCGACAGAUCCUGACAGGAAGAGCUACCUGAUAUCGGCCUAUUCCUCACACCUGAUGGAGCUGUGCAAACUCGCUCGUGCGGCAGGCAACACACAGCUGGCAGAGCGAGCAGUUUUUCACAUGAAGCAGAAAGGCGUGGCCAGCGCUGGGGGCAUGGUCUCGUGGGCGUGGCAGCUGGAGGAGGCUCAGGUGUUCUGGGUGAAGAGAGAACAGGGGCUAGCUCUGGGGCUGCUCAAACAGAUGAUCCACAAACUGGAUGAUUUAGUGUCUGUGAAUCCUGCUCUGGUGCCGGUGUUUUCUGAAGGCUUGAGACUGUGUGGGAACUGGCUGGCCGAAUCCUGUUUGGAGAGUCCUGCUGUUAUACUGGAGAAAUAUCUGGAGAGGGCUGUGGAGGUGAUCGAGGACUAUUGUGCCGGAUCCGACACUAAACUCCAGAGCCAGAAAACCCAGGCUUUCUUCUCGCUAGCACGGUUUUCUGACGCACAGUACCAGAGCAUCGAGAAUUACAUGAAGUCCUCUGAGUUUGAGAAUAAACAGGCGCUUCUGGAGAAGGCCAAGGAGGAAGUGGAUCUCAUGCGGGAGAGGAAGGUCAUCAACAACAGGUACACGGUGAAAGUUCAGAGGGAACUCGAGCUGGACGUCAAGGCGAUGGCCAACCUCCAGACUGACCGUAACCGCUUCCUCCUCAAGGCUGUGGAGAACUACAUCCAGUGCCUGGAGCUCGGAGAAGAACAUGACACCUGGGUCUUUAGACUGGCGUCCCUCUGGCUGGAGAAUGCCGAUGUCAAAACAGUCAACGACAUGAUGAGGACUGGGGUAAAGAAAAUUUCGUCCUAUAAGUUCCUGCCCCUGAUGUACCAGUUAGCUGCUCGAAUGGGCACAAAAGUGUCCAGUUCACAGGACGUUGGUUUCCAUACUGUUCUGAAUGAGCUGAUCUGUCAGUCAUCCCUGGACCACCCGCACCACACUCUCUUCAUCAUCUUGGCCCUGGUCAACGCCAACAAAGAUGAGAGUUUCUCUCGCAGUCGUAUAUCCAAGAGCAGUGCACGCCAGCCUUCGCCUUUGGACUUGGAGCGCGCAGAGGUAGCUCGAAAGAUCAUUGACAUGGUUCGUAAAAAGAAAGCCAAGAUGAUCAAAGGCAUUGAGACACUCUGCAGUGCAUACAUCACUUUGGCGUACAUGGACGCAAGUCGCCAUAAAACUGAGAAGAAAGCCAUACCGAUCCCGCCUGAACAACCAAUCAUGCAAAUCAAAGACCUUGAUGAUGUCAUCAUUCCCACCAUGGAGAUCAAGGUGGAUCCAUCAGGCAGAUAUGAAGACCUUGUGUCUGUCAGGUCAUUCAAACCUUACUUUCACCUGGCUGGAGGCGUCAACCUACCGAAGAUAAUCGACUGUGUCGGCUCAGACGGCCUGACCAGGAAACAGCUAGUCAAGGGUCAGGAUGAUCUGAGGCAGGACGCGGUAAUGCAGCAGGUCUUUCAUAUGUGCUCCACGCUCCUACAGCGCAACGCAGAAACACGCAAGAGAAAACUCAACAUCCGCCGCUACAAAGUGGUGCCGUUUUCCCAGCGCAGCGGUGUUUUGGAGUGGUGUUCUGGAACCGUGCCCAUUGGAGAGUUCCUGGUUGACCCACUGAAGGGGGCGCACAAACGUUUCCGCCCACAGGACUGGACUAACAUGGCCUGUCGCAAGAAAAUGAUGGAUGCCCAGAGGAUGGAGUUUGAUGGCAAACAUCAGGCGUUUACAGAGGUGUGCCAGAAUUUCCGGCCAGUGUUUCGAUACUUUUGCAUGGAGCGCUUCCUGGACCCUGCAGUGUGGCUGGAGAGACGACUAGCGUAUACGCGCAGUGUGGCCACAUCCUCGAUUGUCGGUUACAUCGUUGGCUUGGGCGAUCGACACAUUCAGAACAUUCUUAUUGAUGAAGAGACCGCAGAACUGGUCCACAUAGACCUGGGGGUUGCAUUCGAGCAGGGUAAAAUCUUGCCAACCCCUGAGACGGUGCCGUUCAGACUUUCUCGAGAUAUCGUUGAUGGAAUGGGCAUCGCUGGGGUGGAGGGGGUGUUCAGGAGAUGUUGUGAGAAAACUAUGGAAGUUAUGAGGAGUUCUCAGGAGGCCCUGUUAACCAUUGUGGAGGUGUUGCUGUACGACCCUCUGUUCGAUUGGACCAUGAACCCUCUGAAGGCCUUUUACCUGCAGCAACACGACGAGCAGGCCGAGCUUAAUGCCACGCUUAACCCCACGCCGGGCGGAGACGAACUCGACGCCCACCGCAAGGCCAGCAGUGACAGUCAGAGCUUUAAUAAAGUGGCGGAGCGAGUGUUGCUCAGACUGCAGGAGAAGCUGAAGGGUGUUGAGGAGGGAACAGUGCUCAGUGUGGGAGGGCAGGUCAACCUCCUCAUCCAGCAGGCCAUGGACCCUAAAAAUCUCAGUCGACUUUUCUCCGGCUGGCAGGCCUGGGUCUGAUAUACGCGACAGAUCUUCAUGUUCCGGUACAGACUAAAUAACAAUCUAAAGUGAAUGAAUGUCAAUGAAUCUCCCUCAUGUCCCCUCGUGGUCUCUGUAACGUUCAAGCUUUAUCUACUCUGAAUGUCCAUCUUUGAAAAUACUUGCACUAUUAGCCGACAGUAUGUAUGAUUUAAAAAACAUUUCAAUACAUUUAUGCUUGACUGACAGAUUCUUGACUGACAGUUCUGUAAUUAAAUAAAAUCAUUAACUUUUUUAAAAGGGAAACUAAUUUUCUUUCACCACUACUUUUAUUUGUAUGUAUUGAAUCAAAAUUUUGUUUAGCACGUGGGUAAAAACGAUUGCAAUAAUAACCAUUGUUUGUUCUGGAGAUAUUCAUGUAGUGUGCGUGCAGACAUCACUCAUAGGUUUUCUUUUAUAUCUUACUGGAUGCAAUUAUUAAUAUACUAAAUAAACUGUUUGUUUAUACAUCA